UUUUUUUUCACAAGAUUGCAAUGAACUUGUUUUGGUUACGUACGUGGGUGGGUUUGACAGGGUUAGCAGGGUUAGGUGCCGCUAUCGGUGCUUGGUGGAACCCAUCUUCACCAAUAGACACUAUUUAUAGAAACAUAUCACCGGAAAUGGCAGCACCUCUGUCUCGCUUGUAUGCCACUUGGUUGUUGUUAUCUACCAUCAUCCGGUGCACGUUUGUGGUUUCCGAGUUUCACGUGUCACUAGCAGUAGUGACGAUGGCCACUUAUGUCGUAGCAUGGGUCCAUUUCUCGAGUGAAAUAUUUAUUUACCAUACUGUGCCGUUGAAACCGGGUGGUCAAGCACCGUUGUGGGUUGCGUCCUUUUCGAUGGGUUGGUUAUUGUGGUGUUUGAUACAAUAUCGUAGAAAGAAGAAAUAGGUAUGAAGUGAUUGGGAUUGAGAGUGUUUAGUAGUAAGUAGUAGCACAUACAGAGGAUGCAAAACACACACAUAAAUACAUAUAUAUAUAUAUAUGUAUACAUACCAUGCUAAGACUGAAAGUUGGUGUGGAAUGGUAGAAAUAGAGCUGAUGAUGUGUUGGCUACUUCA
Molecule: messenger RNA, 586 nt
Organism: Galdieria sulphuraria
Lineage: Eukaryota; Rhodophyta; Bangiophyceae; Galdieriales; Galdieriaceae
Product: putative ergosterol biosynthetic protein 28 isoform 1
Exons: 2
Coding region: 21-416 (131 amino acids)
Cellular component (GO): endoplasmic reticulum; membrane
Molecular function (GO): protein-macromolecule adaptor activity
Source: RefSeq, a predicted model, not a curated record